UGUUGCACAAAAGUAGAAUUAAGACAUCCGGGAUAAAUGACUCAGCUGAGCUCAAUGAAGCCAAAACAUGUGCGUCCAGGCUUAAUUGGUUGCACAAAGACCAAGCCAGGAUGAGCAGACACGGAUUCAUUAAACCAGGUGAAACCAAUCCUGGAUAGGUGCGCGCUCACGGCUCACUCAAAUAGACCCCGCCACAUAUCACAGAUUAACUGAUUUACCAUGGCAACUAGAGCCGCGUACUUUUCCCCGUCGGAAGCACAAAUCCUCAUGGAGGCAUACGAGGAGGUAAAAGAUAUAAUUAAGAAGAAAGGCAACACCGCCACAGUGAUAAAGCAAAGAGAAAAAGCGUGGCAAAGUAUUGCAGACCGCCUGAAUGCGUAAGUAGUGCACAAUUACACAGUCACCGCUCCGUUGAAACAUCACAAUUACAAUUCAAAUAUUUAAUUCACAUCUCCAAAAAUGCAGUUGUACUGUAAUUAUGAAACGGUUAAAUUUAAUUGAAAUGCACUGCAGAUAUGAGUGAAAUUGUGUAAAGUAACUCCAUCACACUGUAUAAAGCUAUGAUACAUUUUUUGAUAUUUUUACUGAAAACAAGACAAAAAUACCAAGUAAUUUUUUGCAAUGUGACUCCAUUAAAUGUGUGUGUGUGUGUGUGUGUGUGUGUAGAUUAAACAUGAACGGGCCAAAACGGACAUGGCAGCAGGUCAAAAUCAAAUACAAGAACAUUCUGCAGAAUGCAGUGAAAAAGAAUACCCACAGACAAGGCAUGGGUGGUGGGUCACCAAAGGCUGACCUUACCCCAGCAGAGGACAUGGCCUUGGAGCUAAAUAAAGGCAGGCCCGUCUUAGAGGGGAUCCCUGGGGGGAAAGAGACGAGCAUAGGUUCCUCCCAAGAUGCCACCCGCUUCAUUCAAGUGUCUGGCAGCACUGUGUUCCUGUUAGAGCCACCAGCACAAGCACCAGACGAUGCUGAUCCAGGUGAAGGCCCCAGUGCAGCAGCAACAGCACAUGAUGGAGACGACGAUGAUGAGGAGGAGACCAUCUCUCUGGAUUCCAGAAGGCAUGAGGACCCAGAUGCUAUAAAGUGGGAAAACCAGCCUGGCAACAUAAGCUCACAAGCUAUCAGAAAGUUGUAUGGCAACCACCUCCGGCGCCAAAUAGAACUGGCAGACAUAGACAUUCAGUACAAGAAGAAAAAGAUGGAAAAUCUUGCACUGGAGUCCGAAAUAAAAAAGAGGACAAUUAGGAAACUGGACCUUGAAAUAAAAAAACUUGAGAGGGAGCUCCAAGAAGAUGACACAGCUCAAAAUAAAAAUUAGCAAUCAGUACAACCAAGUCAUCGUUAUAAGGCAUCGCCCUCUUUUGCCCACCCCCCCCAGCACCAGGUGUGGCCACUAGCCUAUAUGAAGGCCCAAAAUUGUGUGUUCCUUUCUGCUCUGACAAUGGCAUGCCCAUUCGUGCGAGAUGUGGUGGAUGAAGAAGCACUUGUGCUGAGGAGAGCCUUCAGGCGAGAAAGGGUCUUCAGGGACCGGUUGGACCCACUGGCCUUCCCUGAUGACCAUCUAUAUGAAAGAUACAGGUUUUCUGCAGAUGGCAUCAGGUAUCUAUGCAGACUACUGGGUCCCAGGAUUAAGCACCGCACUGCACGGAGCCAUGCACUGAGUGUGGAGCAAAUGGUUUGUGUGGCCUUGUGCUUUUUUGCUAGUGGAGCCUUCCUGUACUCAGUGGGGGAUGCUGAACAAGGCCACAAUUUGCCGCACAAUAAGGAGUGUGUCUGGCUAUCAAAGCAUUAGCAGAUGUCUUCAUCUCCUUCCCUGGCCACAGAAGACUCUGUGACAUCAAAGAGGAGUUCUAUAGGAUUGCAGAUGGUGUGCAAUGCUGACUGUGUGAUCAGCAAUGUUGUGGCAAAAUGGCCUGGCUCAGUCCAUGACUCCAGAAUCUUUCGGGCCUCUGAAAUCUAUCAGUGCCUAUCACAAGGUGAAUGCUCUGGUGUGUUGCUGGGAGACAGGGGGUAUGGCUGCCAGCCUUUUCUCCUGACACCUUUCACAGACCCCCAGGAAGCACAGCAGGCCUACAACCAUGCCCAUGCCAGGACCAGGGCCAGAGUUGAAAUGACCUUUGGCCUCCUGAAGGCACGCUUUCACUGCCUUCACAAAUUAAGGGUCAGCCCUGUUAGGGCAUGUGAUAUUACUGUGGCUUGUGCUGUCCUCCACAAUGUGGCCUGCCUGAGGAAGGAGAGGGCCCCCAGAGUGCCACCAGCCAUGGACUGGGACAAUCCGGCAAUCUUCCCUGAUGACGACAGUGGUCGGCUGCUGAGGGACCAAUAUGUGUUGAAUUAUUUUAGUUAGUAUGUGUGCUUUCAAUUUUGGUUAAAUAUGUUCUGCGGUGGCAGAGGAAUUUGUUUUUUUUUGGGUUCGUUUUUUUACGAAUUUGGCCUCUUAUGAUGUUUGUGCGGUAUACUGUGUGUAAUACAAGGCUGCAGGGAGGCUACUGCAUCCAUUCAUUUGUCUGUUCAGUUGAUGUGUAUGGAUUUGUCCUGCAUUUAUUUUAGUGUGCAGACAUGCAGGGUGUGUUAUAUACAGACCUUUGAAUGUGUAUGUAUCAUUUUGUAUAAUAUGCUUGGAUUCUGUGCUUUCCAUCUUGUAGAGUCACUGUGACUUCAGUUUCGAAAGGAGCUGAUGGUUUACCUGCUUUGUUUUGUCCUUAUUCAAUAAAGGAACAUAAUGUUACACAUUGUGUUUUUAUAUUCAUAUGGAAUGUGUAUUUGUUUAUAUGACAGAGUACUAGGGCCACACUGAAGAAAAAGGAUAAAGUCAUAAAUUUGAGGCUGGUUCUUUCUGCAGAAAAGCUACAUAUUGUUUUUACAGUUUUGAUACUUAUGACAAUGUGAUACUUAAUAUUCUGGCACAUCAGCAUGUCUU
Salvelinus fontinalis (brook trout) is the source of this 2920-nucleotide messenger RNA. RefSeq lists its product as uncharacterized. The record is from RefSeq and is a predicted model, not a curated record. The transcript is spliced from 10 exons. NCBI's taxonomy places the organism in Eukaryota, Metazoa, Chordata, Actinopteri, Salmoniformes, Salmonidae. Bases 674 to 1318 code for a protein of 214 amino acids.